AUGGUAAUUACUAAACAAAGUAUAAAUGAUGAUCAUAUUCAUCAUUUACAAUUAAAUGCGAAUCAAUCAUCAGUUCCUAUACAUUUUACUAUUAAAGAUACAAUUGAAAACAAAAAUAGCAGUGUUUAUCUUCUCUCAUUACUAGCUUUUGAUGAGUCUAAUCAAUCAUCACGGGAAAGCUUACUUUUUCAACAAUAUUUUCCAGUGAAUCACGUUAAUUCCACUACAUUUAUUGUCCAUAACACAUGUAGGGUAACAUUUCGUUAUUAUUAUUUUUCUUUAGUCUUAUUUUAUUUGACUAUCUGUAUAGCAAAUCUUCUCAAAUGUUUGCCUGCAGACUAUCCAUGUCUAGAUACAAGUGAAAUGUCUGAUAAAACUGUAUCUGUAUGUUGUAAUGAUAUCAAAUGUCAACAUUCCGAUAAAAAUAAACUAAACAAGCCUACUUGUGGUGGUAGAGCUGCAGUCGUUUUCUAUGCGGUUCUUACUUAUAUUUUACCUGAUGCUAUAAAAGCAAAACAUGGAUUACUAAAUGCAUAUGAUAUAAAAAUGUUUGAGACAAUCUGUCAAGCAAUAUCAGUUCCAGGUACUAUUAUUACAGUCAUCAAUGCUACCAUUCAUUGUGGCUGUCCCAAUAUAUUAGAAAAUUCUCAAUCGAGUUUUGGUAAUAAAGAUAUUUUGAAGAUCUAUUUAUCAAUAACUACUGCAGUAUCAUGCACUCAUUGCCAAAAUGAAACUCUGAAUUCGAUCAAUCGCAAACAAAUGCCAUUUAAAGUUUCUUUACAAGAUAAUUCUUCUAUAAUAAUUAGGAUUAAAACAUCUGAUAUUCAGAUUAUUCAUAUUCCAGAUCAAAAUUUAAUUGAAACAGUAGAGAAGAAACGUACGUACAAUGCUAAAUUUCAUAUUCGAUGGUUUAACGCAUCUCCUGACACAUAUGAAAGACCUAUAUUAAGUAUUAAUAAUGAAUUUCCAGCACCUACUACUUAG
Molecule: messenger RNA, 984 nt
Organism: Rotaria sp. Silwood2
Lineage: Eukaryota; Metazoa; Rotifera; Eurotatoria; Philodinida; Philodinidae
Source: the annotation of a GenBank genome assembly